AGCAGUUACCGCACUCAUCUUGUGGACCAGCAUCAGUGUCCUCUAAAUAGCUGUGCCAAAAGAGUCACUACGCUCCCCACCAUGUUUCAGGUCCAGGCCCGUACAUUGGCUCGCCUGCCCUCGCCUCGCAACGUGCCUAGACAGCCUAUUGCGCGCUGGCACUACGCGUGCCGCUCCUACCAAUCGAAGCCACCACUCAAGGGUGCGAUCCCGCCGCUAGCUUUUGCGUUCGACAUCGAUGGCGUUCUGUUGCGCGGCUCUCAAGCGAUACCGGCCGCUAAGCGUGCGCUCACCAUACUGGAAGGGGCCAAUCCGACCGGAAGCAAGAUACCCUACAUUUUGCUGACCAACGGGGGUGGGACAUCCGAAGAAGCCCGUUGCAGCAAGCUUACAUCUAUUCUCGGCUUCGAGAUUGGCGAGAAACAAUUCGUCCAAUCGCAUACGAUUUUGAAGACAAUAGUGGACAAGUAUGCCAACCUUCCCGUGCUAGUCCUCGGUGGGAGAAAUGAUGAAGUGCGCAAAGUGGCUGAAGGAUACGGGUUCAACAAGGCCUAUACCACUUUGGACGUGCUGGCAUGGAACCCUGCGGUCUGGCCCUUCCAUGAUCUGACCGAGUCUGAACGGCAGUCAACAAAGGAGGUCGACUUCUCGCAAACGCCCAUUGCCGCCGCCUUCGUCUUCCAUGACCCGCGCAAUUGGGCGUUGGACAUCCAAAUUCUCUGCGACAUCUGCCAGUCGGGCGGUAUUAUCGGCGGACAGUAUGGUUCCGGUGGCGCUGCGGGACGCGACAGCACGCCGCAGACGGGUGGACGUCGCCGCCCGGAGCUGAUAUUUUGCAAUCCAGACCUGCUGUGGAAGGCCAACUUUGAGAGACCGCGGCUCGGCCAAGGCGGCUUCAAGAUUGCUUUCCAGGCUGUGUACAAGGCCGUGACUGGCUCGGAGUAUCCGUAUGUGCAAUUUGGGAAACCGACGGAGGCUACCUAUCAGUUCACCAAGAAGGUCCUACACGACCGGUUCAACGAGCUAUAUGGCCCAGUAGCUGACAGGCCACCACAUGUGUACAUGGUGGGAGACAACCCCGAAUCAGAUAUAGCGGGGGCGAAUGCUGCGGGAUGGUCUUCCGUGCUGGUGCACACCGGAGUCUAUGACCCUCAGCAGGGUCCUCCUUCACACACCCCUACGCACCAAGCGAGCGACGUCGAGGAGGCUGUCAAAUGGGCCAUCGAGCGCGAAUUCGGGAAGACUUGCUGAGUAACUGUUCGCUGGACGUUAUCAUUCCUUCUGCCGCUUCAAGCGAACCGUCGGGCAGUAUAUACUAUGCACAUAGGCAGGUAAAACCUCGAUAGCUUGGGUAUGUCGGGAAGUCCAGGAUGUCUGACAGUCUCCGUUUACACCUAUACUAAAUGGACUGCCACUAUCUCUGUAUAAUUCCUACACCUGACCCACAUUUUCAAUCACGCUCCGUCCAAGGCGUGUAGGACGCGCGU
Rhodofomes roseus is the source of this 1487-nucleotide messenger RNA. RefSeq names its product HAD-like domain-containing protein. The coding region runs from base 82 to 1251 and encodes 389 amino acids. NCBI's taxonomy places the organism in Eukaryota, Fungi, Basidiomycota, Agaricomycetes, Polyporales, Fomitopsidaceae. Gene Ontology annotation, biological process: glycerophospholipid biosynthetic process. The transcript is spliced from 13 exons. The record is from RefSeq and is a predicted model, not a curated record. Gene Ontology annotation, cellular component: mitochondrion.